CCAGCCUGUCGUCUUUUCUAGAUCAGCUUGCUGUGUCAGUGGAAGAAAUUUCCUUCGCGUGGAAUAAUUGUAUUUUACGAGUGAGUUUUUCUUUAGACUUGAGGUAGAAUUCUUGCAGUUUGCGAAGUAUUGUAGAUGGUAGCGGUGCUUGCUGAGGGAGAGACCACGCUACAUAUGGUGCCAUUGGUGGUGUAACCAUGGCAAGGGAGACUCUUCCCAAGGCAGAGUACCUAUUCAGCCUUGUAGAGAGGAAUGAACAUCAGCAGUUGAGGAAGGCAAUCCUUCAAGAGGACAGUACCCUGAAGGAAGGUGUAUCAAAUCUGAUAUAUACCAACUAUGAUAAAGAGAAGGAGCCAUUACUGGGUCGGUUGCUAUACCAGGCCUGCUAUGAUGGCCAGCUGGAGUGUGCCUGCAUCCUUGCAGACUGUUGCGGAGAAACAGUCAUCAACCAGUUGUACCGCCACUAUCUGAGUGGAUGGUGGAGCACCACUCCACUACAUAUAGCAUGUAGGGAGGGUUACGUCGAUAUUGCCAAGCACCUUGUCAAGUGUAAAGCCAAGGUGGACAAGACUGAUUCGUGCGGUGACUUUCCUGUUCAUGACGCUGCUACAGGCGGACAUCUGAAAGUCGUCAAGUUCCUACUAGACAUCCAACCCGACAUGAUCUCUGCGAAGAACAGGGAUGGGAGAACUCCUCUUUGUGAAGCAGUGUACUGGAGGGGAACAGGUUGUGUGCCAUACUUGCUGGAAGUCACCUGGACCAAGCUUGCAUAUGAUGAGGCCAAGGAGAUUGUGGAGCAAGCCAGAAGGAUAGCUCAAUAUCGUGGGAAAACGCAAACGUGGUACUUGAUUAAGACCAGCUUGAUACGUGAAGAAUUUGGUGUUGAGGGUUACACUGAUCCUACUGAACUGAUUGCCAACGUGUGUGGAGCAGAAGGUUCAGGAAAAUCUACCUUCAUUGCAUCCUUCACAGCAGAAGGCUUCUUCAAUAAACUGCUACGUCAGGAGAAUCAACCGGACAUGAAGGCAAAAGAUUUAGCAUCCCGAACAAAGGGAAUUGAAGAAACCAUUUACAACCAAUCGCAGGUGAAGGUGCAUUUUCGCGACUUCGCUGGCCAAGAACAUUAUACCGAGUCACAUGACAUAUUCACGGUUGCCAUGACAGCACCAUCUGUUGCCGCAAUAGUGGUGGACGGCACAGAGUGUGUUGAUGAGAUCACACAGACUGUCAGUGCAACUGCCGCCAAUAUUGUCUGUCGCCUGUCUGCACCUGAUGAUGGUUCUCUACCGACUGUGCAACAAGAACAAGAGCAGCAGCAGCAGCACCACCACCACCAGGAAGAUCUGCAACAGGCGGAGAAACUUGAUGUCAUCGCAAUUGCCACACGAGCUGACCAGCUAACACCAGAAGAGUGCAUUGAAGUGGAGAAGGCCAUAAGGAGGGGAAUGAAAUCAUUCUCUCAGCGCUUAGAUCUCUCCAUUGUGAGAGUAGUGGACGCUAGAAAGUCCAACAGUUACAGCAUGAAUGAUCUAAGAAGUGAAUUCAUGCACUUGAUCAAUCGAGUGUUGGCGAAGUCCCCAAAGCAACCGUGUUUGCUGCAGAAGGCUCGGAAGCAUUUGGAUGAGGUUCAGGCAUCGAUGCCCGAUCCAUACUGUUCAAGAGCCGAGUUCGUUGCGGCAUUCAAGAAGGCAAUCCAAGGAACCAAAGAGGCACUGCCGAAACGCCUCACUGAGCAGAUCGACAGCUUUCUACGCGUCCUGACUGCUUACGGAUAUGUCAUCACAUUCCCAGAGCUGAAUGAUUUGGUGGUUCAUCAGCCUCGCUGGCUCCUGCAGGACGUGAUCGGGUUUAUGUACUCGUCCAACGUCUUCCCCCACCGCCCUGAUGGCAUUGCCAGGGAAUACAAGAUGAGUGAAGAGGAGUUCGUCCGUUCUCUGACUGCCUUCGCCACAGUCGGUGAGAAAGCUCCGCUCUGCGUGCGUAUGGUUCUACAGCUCGGCUUGACCAUCCGCCAUGAGAAAGAUAUCCUUGCUCUCUCUCUGUUUCCCGAGUGCACACAGCCAUUGAAGGUGCACAGAGCCUUCAUGACCUCACAAGUGAUGGUAGGUUCUGUGUAUACCUGCAAUGGCUGUGUGCCAUUCUCAUCUGGUCUCAUUGUUCAAUGCCAGGCACGUGCGUACGACUACUCCGCCUGCUUUUUCUCCAGCACUGAUCCCAUGUUCUUCAAGAACACCAUCAUUGUCCACCCAUAUCCGCACACAACAGCGCUGAUUGUGUUUUCGUCCGACCGUCAGCGUUGUUGUAUUGCAGUGGCGUCUAGUUGCAGGAGGUACCUGCAAGUAGUUCAUCAUGUUCACUGGUUAUUUCAAGCUCUCUUCCUUGACCUACUCAAGAGAUACAGUCGUGGUACUUCGGUAGAGCCCACUGUACUCAGCCUGAGCAGCAUGCGUCAGCUUAUCCAGCAAUCCGCUUCACCAGCUGCCAUCAGUUCAGUGGUUGCUUCCUACUCGUCCGAAGCCGUCAUUCUUGCCUCAAGCAGUGUGCAAAGCAAAGAUGUCAAGGAUGCCAGCGGUGUGUGCAUGGACUCGGUGCUGGAUCUCCACUAUGUUCCUGCCACGCACAUCACGAUGCUUCCUGCCGCAUGUACUGAUCGCCUGGAGAGGCUGCGAGAUUCUUCAUUCUUGCGCGAUCUCCAAACACAUGUUGACGUCAGUGAGAGUGAAACCAGCCGGCUUGUUGGCCCCCCAUUCGUGUCGUCCGCUGUACCCAGUGGGCUGAAUGCCUCGCUGGUGUUGUUGGCAUGGUGCCGACAAUCUCAUCGUCACACAUCUACUGUGCUAUACAGCAGAUUAGCUCAGCACUGCUUUUCUUCAACAUUCUCCAUUUUCUACCAAGAGAUCUGCAGGAUGCUGGUGGAGAAUGAGAACAUGUUGAUGGAAGCAUUCCCGGACAUCAUCACCUAUGAACAGCGGCAGUUGAAGGAGCAAGAACGUCUUCGUUGCCAGGCCGACAAUAUACCAUUGGCGGAUGAUUGGUUCUCGACUGAACGCAAGACGUCAUUCCUGGGACAGAAUCCCUCCAUGGGAAUGCUACGAUCUCACCUCCAUAAAAUGCAUGUUACGGAUAAGCUGAUCGUGGACUCGGAUCACUACACUCUGGUCCAGGAAGCUGAGGUAGCAGCAGAGUUGCUCACAUCAACAGUAGCACCAGCAGCAGUAGCACCGGCACCAGCAGCAGCAGCAACAGCAGCAGCAAAAGCAGCAGCAGCAGCACCAGGAGCAGCAACAGCAGCAGCACCAGCAGCACCGGCAGCAGCAACAGCAGCAGCACGAGGAGCAACAGCAGCAGCACCAGCAGCACCAGCACCAGCAGCACCAGCAGCAGCCGCACCAGCACCAGCAGCACCAGCAACAGCACCACCAGCAGCAGCAGCACCACCAGCAGCAGCAGCACCAGCAGCACCAGCAGCAGCACCACCAGCACCACCAACAGCAGCACCAGCAGCAGCCGCAGCACCAGCAGCAUCAGCAGAAGCAGCAGCAGCGGCAGCAGCACCAGCAGCACCAGCACUGACUGCAGCAGAGAGUGAAGCCGAUCCAUUUGAGGACGACUCAUUCACCGCACAUAUCUUACCAAAGCUGUAUAAGAUAUCUUGUGAUGCACUGCGGCAAAGCGUUCAGGCACAAGGACUCCUGAGUGGUUUUGAUCCCCUUCCGGAACUAAACCGUAUAGAACGAGUUGAAGGUGUAGAGAGUCAUCACUUGAAGUUGAUUGGAUACAUCCGUGCUGGAGAGCGAGAUGCAUACAGAAAGCUGUGUGCAGCAGUGAGCAAGCUCAACUUGCAAGAUCUGCACAACACCAUGCUAAGGCUACUGUAGUAGGAAGUCUAGUCAUGAUGUGAUUGUGGAAGACUGCUUUCUCCCAGCACUCCAUGUACAUCACUGUUCAGAUUGUGGAAGACUGCUUUCUCCCAGCACUCCAUGUACAUCACAACAAUCAUACUCACACAGUGGACAUAACUCGUUGCCGGUAUCCCGGUAUACUUGUUUGUGUCAUUCUUCCCCUGCCACUGCUCUGCCCUAUCCAACGUGUUCUUUUUCCUCAUCUCCACAUGUAUCAUAAUAUUGUAUUCUUGAGUUGAUUGCUCACCAGUUGUGGAUAUGCUCCAUGUUUAUUCUUUUCAAGGUGACCGACCUUGAGAAUAUUUUCUCAAAGAGCAGCUCCACCACCUCCCCCCCCCCCCCCCCAUCUUCCCUCCUCUCUCCCAAUUUCACAUGCGCACACGCGAGCAUGUGCGCACAUACAUAAUGUGUUCCAUUGUUUGCUGUGCUUGCCAAGACUGUUGGUAUGUUUCCAUGGACUGUGUUUUUUUGCUAAUAAAUGUUCCUACUCUUGAAAAUUCAAUUUGGCUUACUCAAGAGCAUCGUUCUUUUGUUCUUAUUUUUGCAGCUACAUCUCUACAUAUAUAUGUCCCUAGUCUUUAAUAAAAUUUAUUAUGACUUGCUCUAAGGCACCUCUAUUUGCUGUAACAAUUGCACAGUAUUCUUUUCAUUUUUCACUUGAUUUUGUUCACAUUUUUGCUUGUGCGUGCAUACAUAAUUAAUUUUGUUCUAUUGUUUGCUGUGCUUGCCAAGACUGCUGGUAUGUUUCCAUGGACUGUGUUUUUUUGAAUAUUUCUCCCACCUCUCUCCCAAUCCCACACGCGAGCACGUGCGCGCAUACAUAUUUUGUUAUAUUGUUUGCUGUGCUUGCCAAGACUGCUUGUAUGUUUGCUAAUACAAAGUAUAAUGUACAUGUACAUGUAUAUAUAAAUGUUCCUAAAAUUCAAUUUGGUUUGCUCUAGAGCAUCUUUGCUUUGUUCUUAUUUUUUGCAGCUACAUCUCUACAGAAAUAUCCCUAGUCUUUAAACUUCACUAUGGCUUGCUCUAAGGCACCUCUAUUUGCUGUGACAAUUGCACAGUAUUCUUUUCAUUUUUCACUUGACUUUGUUCACAUUUUUGCUUCUGCUGAGACUUGAAUUGACCCAGUAUUGAACUUGGCAGCUGAACUUCAUCUCCCUUCCUCAUUUUUUUGCCAGAACAGGUCAUGCCGUUUGUCUCUUCUCCACUUUGCGUGCUUAUUUGAGAAAUUAAUGUGAUGGAAAUCAUAUCCGUGUAA
This is a messenger RNA of Sycon ciliatum, 5157 nucleotides long. RefSeq lists its product as uncharacterized. Gene Ontology annotation, cellular component: cytoplasm. Bases 198 to 3878 code for a protein of 1226 amino acids. Gene Ontology annotation, molecular function: protein binding. The record is from RefSeq and is a predicted model, not a curated record. The transcript is spliced from 18 exons. Gene Ontology annotation, biological process: innate immune response. Lineage: Eukaryota; Metazoa; Porifera; Calcarea; Leucosolenida; Sycettidae.